Molecule: messenger RNA, 618 nt
Organism: Aspergillus pseudotamarii
Lineage: Eukaryota; Fungi; Ascomycota; Eurotiomycetes; Eurotiales; Aspergillaceae
Product: GPI anchored serine-threonine rich family protein
Exons: 2
Coding region: 1-618 (205 amino acids)
Source: RefSeq, a predicted model, not a curated record
AUGCGUGCGUUCGAAUCUGCCUUCACAACCUUUGCCUGCUUGGCCCAUAUUUGCAUGACAAAUGCAUUGUCCUUCACUCAGUGGCCAGGUGUCAUCCAUACUGGUGAAGACAAUACCGUAAAGUGGAUCGGUGACCCUAAUCUUCCCACGACAAUUACCCUUCGUAGGGGUGCGGCAAACAACCUUAGCGAUGUGGAUGUCCUUACGCGUGAUGCCCGUGGAAAUGAAUACACUUGGAAGGCCAGUGAUGACCUGCAGGAUGGCUCAGAUUAUGCUCUACAAAUCCAACAAAAUGAAGAAAUCAACUAUACUGGGCAUAUAACUGUCGAGCAUCCCAACGGCCAAGCACCGUCUUCAAAAGGGCCGCCUCCCGAUGAUGACCCCGACUCAGAUUUUAGCACAGCUCCGCAUAACGCGACAACGGGUGUCGCAAAAGGUAAUAAUGCGACUUCUACCGUUCCACAUAUCAGACAUGAUGAUAAACCAAGUACCGGUAAUAACCACACUUCCAAUAAAGGUACCGUGUCUUCUAAGACGCAGUCAGACGAUGCGUCUCUUCGCAACUGGUCGCCGAACUUGAUCCUGGCCGUCGUCGCUAUCUUGUACAUCAACUAUUAG